GAUAUAUAGAAGAAGCGAUGAAUAAAAAUCAAUGGAUGAGAAGAGAGGGGAAGGAGAAGAAGAGAGCAGCGAGAGGUGGAAGAUGGCAAACUUCGUGGCAUUUCCCGACGAGAUUCCGACGAUGAGUAGUUCAAGUCUGAUGAGCUUCCCUCAACCUCCUACUUUCUCAUCAAGCAUCUCCGACAUGAUGAUGAUGACAACGCCUUCAUCGGAGAACGAUUACAAGCCUAAUUACUCCUCCGCCUUCAUGGACCUGCUCAAUCUGCAAGAUUACAGUCCUUCUUUGUUCGAUUGCCUCCCUUCCUCCGCCACUCACCACCACCCUCUUCCGUCGCCGGCGAGCUCCAACGUCCCGGAAUCCUCCGAGGUCUUGAAUACUACUCCGGCCUCCCCCAAUUCUUCCUCCAUCUCGUCUUCCUCCAAUGAAACCCCCCUUGCCGAUCACACCAUCAUCGACCAACCCCACACUAGUGGUAAACAAGAACCUGACGAUGAAGAGCACAGGGAUGCAGCCAAAGGAGGCGACCUCGAUCAACAAAAGACUACGAAACAGCUGAAGCCGAAAAAGAAGAACCAAAAGAAGCAAAGAGAGCCCAGAUUUGCGUUCAUGACAAAGAGCGAAGUCGACCAACUCGACGAUGGCUAUAGGUGGCGCAAAUAUGGCCAAAAGGCUGUCAAAAACAGCCCCUAUCCCAGGAGCUAUUAUCGUUGCACCACCCCUGGUUGCGGCGUGAAGAAGCGGGUGGAGCGGUCGUCGGAGGACUCGUCGAUCGUGGUGACGACGUACGAGGGACAGCACACGCACCCGAGUCCGGUGACGACUCGGGCAAGUGUCGGGUUCGGACCCGCGAGGGCUAGUUGUGGCCUGCUCGGUUCGCCACAACAGUAUGUGGUGCCACCACAAGCACAGCAUCAGCAUCAGCAUCUAAGUAAUCAUCUUCAGGAACAAGACCAUGUGCAGGCACAGGACGAUGCUUUGUUGUAUAAUAGCGCAUCCCCACUACUUCCUUUGAGCAUUACCAAUCCGACGUCGUCUUCCUCGUCGUUUUCCAGCUUCCGUCAUCAUCAUCGUCUUCUAGGUUUUGGACCAUCGUCCACGACGGCGGCUUCUUCUCAAGCUAAUUUGUCAAGGGACAAUGGCCUGCUUCAGGACAUCAUUGUGUCAACUCAGAUGAGGAAGGAGGAGGAGAAAGAGGAAGUAAUAAGAGAAGAAUAGUUGAUCGAUCACUGCAUGGAAGAUUAAACUAUAUAUAUAACAUAUUUGGGGUUUCCGAUGUAACAUUGUUAAUUUUUCAUAUGUGUCUGUAUGAUUGGUGAUGUAUAUUGAUGGAUCUGACUGCUGAUCGGUGACGCUUGUUGUGGGGGAAGUCUAGAGUUUAGAGCUCACUGUGUAUUGUAGCAAAUGGGAAUGAGCCUUUGGAGGCUCAUGAUAACGUACGUGACAAGUAGUUCUAGCUUGUAGCUAGGCUUGCGGAGGAGGCUUUGAUUUUUUGAUUUUUUUUAAUUUCUUCUUUCCUCCCUUGCGGGGUUAAAUGUCUUGAUUAUUAUUCUUCGAAACUAGCUACAAUAUUUAUUGCAGGCA
Molecule: messenger RNA, 1582 nt
Organism: Neltuma alba
Lineage: Eukaryota; Viridiplantae; Streptophyta; Magnoliopsida; Fabales; Fabaceae
Product: probable WRKY transcription factor 48
Exons: 3
Coding region: 32-1216 (394 amino acids)
Biological process (GO): regulation of DNA-templated transcription
Molecular function (GO): sequence-specific DNA binding; DNA-binding transcription factor activity
Source: RefSeq, a predicted model, not a curated record